Branchiostoma floridae (Florida lancelet) is the source of this 3441-nucleotide messenger RNA. RefSeq lists its product as uncharacterized. Lineage: Eukaryota; Metazoa; Chordata; Leptocardii; Amphioxiformes; Branchiostomatidae. The coding region runs from base 193 to 2748 and encodes 851 amino acids. The transcript has 11 exons. The record is from RefSeq and is a predicted model, not a curated record.
GGUAGAUUACCCAUAGUUUAAAUGGAUUCUUCUGAACUACUACAUAUUAUGGGAUGGUACUUUGGUAGUCAGUCAAAAGUUUCCAAAGAGGACUUUCCUAGAAGCCCAGUGGACGUCAGCCAUCAAGUCUAAGAUACAUGCCAUUUGGUUUACACUGUACGUACACUGUCUCAAAGAACUGUCAGUGCAGACAUGGCAGAGCCAGACUUCCUCGAGUUACACAAUUUCCUCGCCAGUGACAUCAUAAGAACUCGAGAGGGUGGAACUGGAUGGAUGAUUGAUCUUGCGAUGAAUGCGAACAGGUGUAACCCCAAAACUUUUCUCCUCAAGACAAAGAAGUGCGACAGAUAUGGUAGCAUCGUGCUCGAGCCUGCCCUGUCUCCAGAGAACUACAUCAAUCCAAAGUCUGAAGGAAAAAGUGGCGGCUUUUUCAGCAUGUUCACAUCAAACAGUACUAAUAUAAGUAUCAACGAGUCACUGAGCGAAGAGUCAGUCAGAACAACUGUAGUGUCAGAGGCGUCAGCUGUUUCGCAACACAAGUACGCCUGCAUCAAAAGCACUGAUUAUAGUGGAAGGGUGAGGUUUCACAUCGCUCCGAAUGCAGGCUUUGGCGCGUCAAUGACUGGUACCAAAAGCAUGAGUAGCAGCGUGGAAGUCUUCUGCGAGGACUUGGUAACGAAGUCGGUCGACUUUGAAGACCUACGCAGUACAUUUGACAAACAUACCGUGAACAUCACCGCGACAAACAUAAGAGGAGAAAACAGCCUGUUUGUCAUCACUGAUGUUAUCGUAGCUGGCAAGAUUUCCUGGCAAGUCAAGCAAAAUGUGGAAUCUAAAAAGAGAGGAGGUGGAAAGGUUGAAGCAGAGCCUGUGAAUGUUGAGGCCGAAGGUGGAACCCUCAGUCAGCGUCCAGAAGAACACAGACAAGUAGUGAACAACGCCGUGCUGGCCCUCAAGUUGGCAAAGAUCUCUUACGACGAUCAAGGGAAGAUUGUUGGGAUGGAAAAAAGCGGAAGUAUUGAGGGGAACUACACCCUUGGACCUGGGACUGAGGAGAGACAGGGGCAAACCGCCAUCACAGUGCUUGGAAGUGGGGAAAACAGAAGGAAAGGCUCCCGUCUCACCAUUCGCUACAUCGGUCAGGAAAAGCCUGAUAGGGGUGGAAGAAGAAUGUUUUGGUCUUCUGCAGAUGUACAUGUAGAUCAGAUUGAUCUACUGAGCAUUUUGGAAACAGGAAAAUAUCAGCAUAAGUUUCAUGAACGUAUCCAACUACCUCUGAAGGGGCUUAUUGCAAGCAAGGAAUGCAAGCAUCACAAGCGAAUACCAUGGAAAAAAAAGAAGAGGGAAAGAAUUUAUUUGAAAAAGGUGGCUGUGACAGAUGUUGAAGCAGACAACACUUUCACUUGCAUCAGCAAUAACCAGUUGGAAAUUCCCAAAGAUGACUGGGUCUGGCUGGACUGCAGGCAGUGGAGGGAAUCACUGACUAACAAUGAAGUUCAAGUUGAUGUCAAGUUUGAAGGCUCAUCAAGGACACUGAAGGUAGAUGCAGAAGAUCCAGCCAUUGUCAUCAUGCACCAGAUGAGGGACAAGGUUCCUUGUCAUAAACAGGUCCUUACACACAAACGCAGAAGGAUCAUGUACCCAGCAAACACUAUCAAGGAUCUGGGCAUAAAAGAUGGGGACCAACUGGAACUGGAAAGCUCCCGAGAUACGAUUCCAGAUGUAUGGGAACAUAUCACGCUUCAAAAUGCCAGCUCAGCUCAGAAAAUCUCAGUUCAGAAAAUCAUGUCACUCCCCUUUCAAGACAUCCAGAGCAUUGUUUCAGCACACCCAGAACUGAAAAUGGAUGAAGCUAAAGUGAGGCAGACUCUGCAGGAAGAGCUUUCCAAAGAUGAAGAUGAUGACAUUUCACCCUUGGGCUUUCAACGGCUCAUGGAAGCUGUUGGCAAGAAGGUUGACCUUGAUGACAUCCUCAAGGCCAUUGUCGCUCAUGAAAACAGUUUUGAUGAUGAUUACGAGCUCAGUGUCUUGGAUAUGAUGACCUCAUCCCUUGAAGGCAAAAGCUUGUUCAAAGAUGGCGAUCUAAAGAUGGAUGCAACCACUGUAGAUCGGAUUGCCGAUCUCAGAUCUAGGAUCAUGAGGAGCCAACCUUUAGAGAACAGGAGCUGGUUGAAUGAUCAUGGUCUUCGGGUGCAUCGUCUGGGUGCAUCAAAUGUGGAUCAGGAUGUCCUUAGGAUCUUCAGGUCACUCAGCAUUGAGGAGCAAGAGUACAUGGAAAGAACAUCAUCUGAUUCAGAAGCUGAAGACACCAAAGAUGAUAGCUCACAAGACGUUGGUCAUCUUGAAGAGGGCAAGUUACCAGGGCCUCCAAAGCAGAUGACACUGCCAACCGUUCCUGGGUUCUCGGAAGCAGAAGUAGAAGAAGCCAGCCAACUCCUGCAAGGAUUGUUCUUUAAGAUGAAGUCCGAGGACCCAGAAAUUGCUGCGAGAGCAUCCGAGGUUGAUUGGGAGUCAGUCAACCGACGUCAUAUGAAUUGGUCAGAUGUACAGUUGUCUGGUCUUGAUGAUAUUGCAGAAAAUGACAAGUAUAAAGCCUUGGGACUGCUUAAGAGACAGAUGAGUGGAAAGGACAAGGAGAAGGAGGCUAACUCAAUGAGUAGUGUUGAAGAAAGGGUGCAGCUAGGGCCCAACCUUCCAGAUAGUGUUUCCUCUAUGGACAAUAGUCAUGGACUCGAGAAGUUCUCCUGAAUGUAGUAGGGAAAUGCAUCUUGUAUUUGCGCCUAAUUAAAGCUAAUGACCUUGCAGUGAAGCUUUUGAUAAGCUCAAUCGUGAAGUUUUUCAUACACCCAUAUAGUUAUAUAUAAAAGUUAUAUCACAUAUGCCUAGACUUUCAAGUUCUGAAACAAUGAUAGAAAAGCAUUGUUGAAGUUUCAUGAAAAUGUCUUGUUUAUUGACUGUUUUCUUUUGACUUGGUAAGUUUCUUUACUAUGAAUAGAAUAAAUAAUUGUAGAAUUUUGCAUUAAAACUUAAGAAUUUUUAGAAAUUAAGGAUAAGAAUUCUUAAAAUGUAGCUCAACUGUGAGUUAUAGACAUUUGUUUACUUAUACAUGUAGUCUUUUCUGACUUUUAGGAUAAGGAAUGUUCAAAUGUAGUUAAAUUAAUUUUCCAGGUGUGAGGGUGUUUGGGCUAACUUAUACAUGUAUCUCUUCUCCAUUUGUCGAAAUAUCAUAUCUUCAUAUGACUUUCAGUAAAUAUGUCCAGUUUAUGCUUUCUGAAUAUUGAAAAAUGUUGCGGGUAUGAUAAUUAACAGAGGGUGGUUAUCAAUCCGUCAGCCAUCUAGUCCAUUUGAGAAGCCAUCUGUCAGUUAAAAUUAAUCAUGCUCUGAUAUGCAAAUUAGCUAGUGUUUUACAAAAUAAUUAGGUUAUUGAAUUACAUUUUUAUU